Molecule: messenger RNA, 3789 nt
Organism: Naegleria gruberi
Lineage: Eukaryota; Heterolobosea; Eutetramitea; Acrasida; Naegleriidae
Exons: 4
Coding region: 1-3789 (1262 amino acids)
Biological process (GO): potassium ion transport
Cellular component (GO): membrane
Source: RefSeq, a predicted model, not a curated record
AUGACUACACCAACAACUCAACAACAGCAAAGCAAAACACCAACAACAGAAGGCAAUCAUCACAAUGAAUUCUUCUUCAAUGCAUCAAACGUGCCGAAACCUCUAAAACUCAGUCUUCGAUCCAAAAUCAAAAACUAUAUGAAACAUAAUGGUUACUUUUUGGAUAUGGAAAUUCUUCAGGUGAUAAUUUCCUUUCUCUUUUUUGUUAUUUUCAUUGCGGACGUUUACACAAAUUUUGUUUUCUAUUCGCAAAUUUAUCCUCAAUCAAGACCAACUCCUGAAAAUUCCUUCUCACUCUCGGAUCAACAUAUUCAAUUCAUGUUGCAGAGUAUAUUCAUUUGUGAUUUGAUACUGUGUACCAUAACUGUUUCAUUGUGGUUCGUUUCCUUUCUCCUCACCAAACAUAAACUCCGUUAUUUGAUUCAUCCCAACUCUAUAUUGGAUUUUAUAACUGUAGUUCCAAUGAUUCCAUUAUGUAUUUACAUCAUCUAUUGUAUUCAUGCGUAUGGUGUGGAAAAUGAUAGAAUGUUGGUGGUGAAUAGAGAUCAGAAGAUUAUGCUCUAUGUGAACAUGUUUAACAUUUCAGUAAUGAUUUCAAUUUUCAGAUUAAUUCGAUUGGUGAGGAUUGUUUUUGUCUUGACUUGGAAGAGGAAUAUACUACACUAUGUUUUGGAGAAUAGUUUUGGAUUUGGACCAACUCUACAAGUACAAAUUGCUUGUCUUAUUGCAUUAAUUGUUACAUUGAUGGUUUUGUUUGCUGGAACUUUUCAAAUGAUUGAAUUCUUAUUUGGUGGACAUGUUCUUUCAUUACAUGAUUCAAUCUAUUUCAUGGUAAUUACCAUGGCUACCAUUGGAUAUGGUGAUAUUUCUCCAACUACUUUUGCGAGUAAAUAUUGGACGAUUGGCUGCUUUCUGGUUGGAAUUACAUUCAUUCCCUAUCAAUUGUCUUUGUUAUUAUCGACAAGCGAAAAGGCAAUUUUCAGAGCUCGACAUGCCAAUUUGAAAAAUCAUGUCAUUGUUUGUGGAUACUUUCACAAGCAAGAUGUAUUGGACUUUCUAAAAGAAUUCUAUCAUUCAAUGCAUGGAAAGAAUACGAAAAAAUCCUUGAUUGUUUCCAGAAAUAAGAAGUUGUGUGAUUCAAUUUUGGAAGUUAUCAAAGUGAGACAAUACCUUCAAGAAAAGGUUUUAGUUUUCCAUGGAGAUUUGAUGGAUUAUGAGACGAGUAGAAUUAUCAAAGUUCAUGAAGCUCACUCUGUGUUCCUUCUCAAUUGUAUUAAACAUUCUAAUCCUAGACAUAAUGAUACGUCAAUAAUGGUGGCAACUAUUGGUCUGAAAAAUAUUAAUCCAGAUCUGGAUAUUUAUGCACAAGUGACAUUACCUGAAUCAAGAGCAUACUUGUAUAAAGCAGGUGCCAAACAAGUUAUUUGCACAGAAACUAUUUCAAGUAAGAUUAUGGGUAUGAGUGUUGUAUAUCAUGGAUUUAGUACACUCUUAAUCAAUCUCGUCACGACAACCUAUGUUAGAAAUGCCAUUGAAACCCACAAGAUGAUUAUGGAACAAGAGAAGAAAAAGCCCUGGAUUCCAUUCCUUAAAAAGAAGUUAGAUCCUGUAACUUCUGCUGAAAGUCUGUGGAUAUUUGAAUAUCUGGACGGACUAGGAAAUGAAAUAUAUUGUGUGAGAUUCUCGCCAUUUUUUGAAGGAAUGACCUUCAUUAAGGCAGUCGUUUUCAUCAGAGAGAAUCUUGAUCUCACCUUACUGGCCAUGGAAUACUUGGAUAAUCAUGAUGAAAGUCUAAAAAGUGUAUCAUUGAAUCCUUUUGAUGAAAUAAUUCAUGUGGAUAAAUGCAAAGCAUUCGUGAUUGCUCAGAGCACGUUUCAUGCCAACCUAGUUUACCUUUUUGAGAAUGCUAAAGCAGAAGACGACAGCCAAUCAGAUAAACACUCAACAAGCUCUGCAGAUACUCAAGAUAUUCCACAACAACCAAUAGACUUGAAAGAAGCUCCAGCACGAAAUGACAAUAAUGACAUGGAAUCCUUUGAAACAUUCUUUGUAAGUGAGGAGAACGCGUAUGAGAAGACAAUCAACGAAGAAAUGGAUGAACCAAAAGUAGAAACUAGACCAAAAUAUCUUCCUACUCGGAGAAAAGUGUUGAAAGUAAGACAUGGACUUCCACCCAAAAGAGGUUCCAAAAAAUGCAUUGAGAGUCUAGGUCCAAGUCAAUCCAAUAUUUCCUUUUCUUCAAAUAUUGAAACUCCACCAGAAGCUGAAAGUCCUUCCAUAUUGACCAAUAGUUCAGACUUUGAUAAUCCCAUAUCUUUUGUCAGUACCAUGUCAGGUAUAGACAAGCAAAUCAUAGAUAUCAAAAAUGUUCCACAUGUUUCAGAGACUGAAAUGAACAAAGGAUAUCUAUUGAGAUUGUUUAGGUCAGUAGCUCCUCCAACUUUCUUUUACAAGAAUUUAGAUGAUUCUGGAGUAUCUUUCAAGCGCUUUCUUAAUGACUUUUACCAAAGUGUUCUAGAAAACUACAAUCUACUCAUCAAGGCUAGACCAAAGAAUGAUUUUUUCCUUCUCUCUAGUACAUGCUCGUUAAAGAAUCAUAUCAUACUUGUGGGAGAAUUGAAAUAUCCUCUUGUCAUCUUAGCUACAAUAAGAUCUAUUAGAAAGAGACAUUUCACUCCAAUACUUAUUAUGGUCUCUCAUACAAAUCUUCACGGCAAUCCAUACGUAGAUUAUCUAUAUGACAGGCUCAAGUUUUUUGAUCAGGUAUUCUUUCUGAAAGGGAAUGCAACAGACGUUUUUGACCUACACAGAUGUGGCUUGUUAAAUGCAGAAGCAGUGGUCUAUCUAUCCAGGCAAUAUGGCUCUCAUGGUCACAAUUCUAAACCAGAAAAUGAUUGUGACUCUCAUGAAGCCACAGACGAUCUUAUUGACACAUCUGAAUACCUUAGGGAUGCAGAAGUUAUCAAACUCAUAGAAUCAAUUAGCUAUAUAGACAGCAAGAAAUUCUUCAUCAUGGAGCUCAAUAACCAAAAGAAUAUCAAAUUUCUAAAACAAGGAGGAUGUUUUUCAAAGAAAUAUGGAGAGAACCACUCUCUUUUCAAAAUAUUCCGUAAUGUUAGCAGUGCCUCUGUUGCCUUUGAUGAUCCAUUACAUUCACUUUCUGACAAGAGUGAUGAGUAUGAUCAGUUCUGUCUAUUGUCUGAGCUUUACUCAAGUGGUAGAAUAUUUCCAAUUAGUUUCAUUCCUAAGCUUUUGGCUCAAUCGUUCUACACUGAUAAGUUGAAUGAAAUUAUUGAGCAUAUGAGCUUAGAUGGUCUCUGCAAUAUGAGCAAGAGUUCUAUAUUUCAAGAAGAUUGUCCUCCAAACUGUUUUGGUAGAGCAGCCAUUGAUGUAUUUCUAGAACUUUGUGAAAUAUCCAAUACAAUUCUGAUUGGACUUUACAGACCCAAGAGAAUAUUUGUAAAUGGCAUUCUAGAGUCAGUUGACAAUGAUUUCUAUUAUGUUUAUACUCAUCCAAGACAAUCCAUCAUCCUCUUGGAAGGAGAUAAGUUAUUCCUCUGUGGAAGAAGAAGUAAAUUUUCAGAUUUUGUGAAUCGUGCCUUCCGAAGAAAGUCCACAACCUCCGUACACACAACAAAAGAACAAGAAGGUCAUAUCAACAUUGAUAUUCCUCCACAGCAUACAAUAGGAGAAGCCUCUCCACGUUCAUCUAGACUCUCCACCACUGUUCAUGAUCUAUUGUCGAGACAAAGCUUUGACCAUUUCAUGUCCAAACAUAAACAAAAGUAA